Penaeus monodon (black tiger shrimp) is the source of this 9038-nucleotide messenger RNA. RefSeq names its product oxysterol-binding protein-related protein 8-like (gene Orp8). NCBI's taxonomy places the organism in Eukaryota, Metazoa, Arthropoda, Malacostraca, Decapoda, Penaeidae. The record is from RefSeq and is a predicted model, not a curated record. Gene Ontology annotation, molecular function: cholesterol binding. Bases 469 to 3528 code for a protein of 1019 amino acids. The transcript is spliced from 18 exons. Gene Ontology annotation, cellular component: intracellular membrane-bounded organelle; cytosol; membrane.
AGGGAGAGAGGGGGGCCAGCAGCUCGGCGAGACGAGGGACGGCGAGUCGUGGUGAGUCCCCUCACUCGUGGCUUGGUGUGCGUGAGGGACGGAGCCCAGUCGUGAGCCUCAGCAUUCCCCUCACCGCCGCUCACGCAAGAGGGGAUUAUUCGUGCUCACAGCGAGUCCCGUGCGCGGGCUGCGUUUCCCGAAGGACCUCUCCUUUCGGUGAAGGCGGAUCCACCUGCAAUCUGUGUCGUACACGAGAUAUGUGUUACAGCACAAGUAUUGUGGAAAAGUGAAGUGUUACAUUAAUGAAAUAAAAGUCAGACCUCAUCAAAAAGUACUGAGUCGUGGUUAGUAUUCCCUGAACUUUUUUGGUGUGAAUAAUUAAGACAAAAAAAAAGAAUGAACGUCUAAGAAAAAAACAGAGACACGAGGAAUGUUGACCCACGGCACAGAGGUCAACACGCGUGGAUAAGUGGGCGCAUGUCCGCCCUUUUUGUGCAUCUUGCCGGGUAUGCGCGCGACUGUCCACCACGAAAGACACCGCCCAUGAAACUGGCUCCUUCAAGUCGCUCGAACUCCUCCUCCGCCAUGAUCGUCACCGUCGCCUUUCCGCAGAACGGCUCCGCAAGGGCGGCUGCGGCUGCGGCCAAUGGCUCUGCAGGUUACGAUGCCGGGGCCGACGGGGCGACGCUGCGGGCGCCGGACACGCCCAACCAGGGGGGCACUUCCCUUUCUCGAAAGGAAUCGUACAAAGACCAGCGGCGCAAGUAUCGGUGCGAAAAGAAGAGAGUGGCUCGGGAACUUCUUAGCACCUUAAAAGACCCAGCUGUGGUUGUGCUGGCUGACUGGCUGAAGGUGCGAGGAUCUCUGAAAGGAUGGACCAAGCUGUGGUGCGUCCUAAAGCCUGGGAUGCUGCUGCUUUACAAGAGUGCUAAGGUGAAGAGUAGCCAUUGGGUGGGCACAGUGCUACUGAAUACAUGUGAGCUGAUCGAGCGCCCUUCCAAGAAAGACGGAUUCUGCUUCAAGCUCUUCCAUCCCUUGGAACAGUCCAUAUGGGCGACAAAAGGGCCAGAGGGGGAAACAAUGGGUGCAGUAGUUCAGCCAUUUCCUUCAUCACACCUGAUCUUCCGAGCUCCCUCUCAGGCAGCUGGGAAAUGCUGGAUGGAUGCUUUGGAACUUGCUGUCCGCUGCUCAUCAAUUCUCAUCCGCUCUAUGACCUCAUCCAGUAAAGCUGAUGCUAACAAUUCUAUAACUUCCUCAACUUUAGCUGCAGACAAAUGGAAUGAGUCAGAUUAUGAGAAACAUUUUAAGGACCAGGACAUCUCAGAUGACUCAAGUGCUGGACAGAGUGCAGACAACAGCCCUGUCAUGACCCCUCAGUCUACAUGGAGAGACUGUAUCAUUCAACUCCCUGGUACAUCUAGUGUUGAAGUCACACCUACACAUAAGGCAGCAAUGCGUGGAGCAGCGCAACGUGAUCCUUCACCAACUCCUUAUUACCGUAAACUUGCAGCUGCUAUUCAUAUGGCAGACCAGGAGCUAAAGGGUCAUCCAUCUAAUAAAAGGGUGUCCCUUACCCCAGAGGAUGCUUACUUUGCUGAUCAGUCUCAAACCAACACACCUGAGUUAUCAGAGAACCAGAAGAAGAACUACUUUUUCAAAGCAAUUCCCAAAGUUACUGAAAAGAACUUGAAGCCUGAAAAAGAUGACCUGGAUGAUGCAAGCCACACAGAUGAGAAUGAACAUCACCGUGAGUCAGGGCAUUUUUCUGGAGCCGAUGCCAUGUCAGGAACAGAGUCAGAGUCCGAGGACGGCUCCCACAAGGGCGACGAGGAGCAGAGGGAAGACGAGGAGUAUGACAGGGAGGAUGAGAUGACUCCAACUGAAUCUGCUUACGUGCCUAAUUUUGAAGGGGAAAUGGGAGAGGCUGGAGAACAAGUAGAGGAGUUGGAGGAAGAAAACAAAUCCCUCAUUUGGUUCUUGCUGAAGCAAGUUCGGCCUGGGAUGGAUCUCUCCAAAGUGGUGCUGCCAACUUUCAUCCUGGAGCCAAGAUCCUUCUUAGAUAAACUCUCAGACUAUUACUAUCAUGCAGAUCUCAUUCCCAAAGCAGUACAAGAGGAUGACCCCUUUACACGAAUGAAAGAGGUUGUCAGAUGGUACCUCUCAGGAUUUUACAAGAAACCAAAGGGGCUCAAGAAGCCUUACAACCCUAUUCUUGGAGAAACGUUCCGAUGUUAUUGGAGACACCCUAAUGGUUCACGAACUUUCUAUGUUGCUGAGCAGGUAUCCCACCAUCCUCCAGUAUCAGCUGUCUAUGUAACUAAUAGACAAGAGGGAUUCUCUGUCACUGCAACUGUUUUAGCCAAAUCAAAAUUCUAUGGUAAUUCCACAUCUGCCAUAUUGGAUGGUAAUGUGCUUUUGACUCUCCUACCUCGUGGAGAGGAUUACGUCAUGAACAUGCCAUAUGCGCACUGCAAAGGAAUUCUUAUGGGAACUCUAACCAUGGAGCUAGGAGGAAAAGUCACCAUAGAGUGUGAAAAGACUGGCUACAGAACAGAGUUAGAAUUUAAAUUACGGCCUUUCCUUAGUGGUUAUGAAGCAAACAACAUGGUGAGCGGCAAAAUAAAGUUGGGCAAGGACACAUUAGCAACUCUGGAAGGAUACUGGGAUGGCAAAAUUUCCUUCACUGACAAACGUAAAGGGGAAGAGGAAGUGUUAUGGCAUGCUACCCCGGAGGUGAAGAUGCAGCGGCUCCAGCGAUUUACGGUAGCCAUGGACCAGCAGGGAUCAUUUGAGUCAGAAAAAUUGUGGCAAUUAGUUUCAUUAGCCAUCAAGAAUGAUGAUCAGGUUGCAGCUACAGAAGAGAAAACCAUUUUGGAAGAAGCCCAGCGCAGUGAAGCAAGAGAAAGGAAAGCAAAAUGUGAAGAGUGGGUUCCUAAGUAUUUUACACAGGAACCAGUGAGUGGAGUUUACGUUUACAAACACUCAGAUCUUCGACCAUGGGACCCAAGAACAGAUCUCUUCCAGUAUGAGUUCAAUUAUGUAAUAUCGACCAAGACGAGGCAUAAAGCACCAAUGAUUAGGACAGCAUCUAUUGUCAGUGUGGAUCCAAAGUGCGAGGUUGUGCGCAAGGAUGGAGUGCAGAGACUAAGAGGAGUGUUGGAACUAGCAGCAGCAGAGGAAACAAGUUCUGGUGAUCAUGAUGACCUUCAGGAUAUGCCUGAGCGUCCUGCUAGCACAGCACCUCUGCCUGCUAAGAGACAGAGUCAUUCAUUAUCACCCAGCAUCCUUGAAGCUCUCAAUAAGAUGUUGGUAACACAAGAUAGUCUUGUAACCGAAAUGAAGGGUUUACGCCAAGAUGUUGAUGGUCUGCAUCGCCGCCUAUCAGCCAUGGACAGUCCCAAACAUCGGGCUGCUUUGCGUGCUUCUACUUCUCAGGAAUCCGCAAGUCCUCUAUCCACUCAGUCUUGGGCCUCGAUUCUCGUUGCUCUCAUUUUUUACUCACUGAUACAGUGGCUGGUGGAGAAGAUACGCUCAUAGCCACAGGUGCUGGGUAGACUGUUUACUCAUCCAAAUUGUUAUAGUUUUAUGUAUGUGGAGUCUUUUAUCAUUAAAGUCUCCUGUAUAGUAUUAAUUUCCCAAAGUUUUCAUAAAAAGAAGUGGAUUGAGGCAAAAUUCUUUUUAGUGACAAAUAUAAUGUAUUUUAACAUUUGUCAAAAUAUUUGACACUAGUAUUUUCCCUCACAGGGAAUGAGUUUUUUUACAUGUAAAAAGGGAAUAGAAAAAAGUAAUUUUCUUGUACAUUCAAACUCCAGACUGAAUCCUUUUACUGUGAUUAACAUUCCAUUCUCAGAUGGUGUCUCUCUCUCUCUCUCUCUCUCUCUCUCUCUCUCUCUCUCUCUCUCUCUCUCUCUCUCUCUCUCUCUCUCUCUCUCUCUCUCUCUCUCUCUCUUUUCAUGUACAUGGCUGAAAAAGAGGGAUUUAUUGCUUUUUAUGUUUUGUAUUUUUCUUCUUUUUUCCAUGCCACACAACACAUUUCUUGUUGUUUGAUCUGAUAGAGGGGAUCUUUUGUUAAAUAUUUUGCAGUUGCUGUAUUGUUUUAUGUAAAUUAUUUUUUGAUUGUGCAUUUUCAUUCUCCUUUUUUUUAUGCAGGGUUUAUUGCAGAAUAUGACAUACAGUAAAAUAUGCAUUAGCAUUUUAUUAUAAUCUUAAUGAUUUGAACAUGAUGACCUUCAUUAAACAGAUCUAGAUAAGCAUAAGGGAAUGUUUACCAUAAAGAAUUGGAUUCAUUUUGCUCCUAUUAUUCAGUUCAUUUCUAUGCCUGUUUAUUCUGCCUUUAGUUCAUGCUAUGUCUGGGUGCAUCACACAGAAUCUCAUAUACUUAUUAUGCUGUUCACUAUUACAGUCAGAGGAAGAAAAGUGCCACUGUGGGUAGCUCACCUGAUCGUUUAUACUGUACAAAUGUUUGAAAUGCAAGUAGUAUUUAUUUAUUAUUAUCAUUAUUAUUUUCAUUUUCAUGUUGGAUACUAAAGCUCUUGUGUCUUUCCUCUUCUUUUUUUUUAUAGUUUUUGUUUUUCUCUUUUCUCUUCUUGCCUAGUAUUUUCUCUUCAACUGUUUCUCUCUUGCUCGUUAUUAUUAACAUUAGUUUAUAGAAAAUCUUGUUAUUUACUUAUUUUCAUGUUUUGGAUUAUUCAUCAUGUUAGAUAUCCUAUUGUCACAUGCAUUGUAUCAUUCUGUCAUCAAAUGUGUUGUAUUAUAAUGCUGUCUCUGUUUUUAUCAUAGAUUGUGUAUAAUAGUUUAUGAUCUGGCUAAUGGAGUCUCUUGAAUACAUGACCUGGAAUGGAUACUGUGCCUGUUAUUCAUUGGUUGAAGGUACAUACAGUACAAGUUUCAGGCAAGUUGAGAUCAUGUCUUGAGCAAUGCCAUGGUCGAGUCUGCACUAUAGAAGUCAAAUGGGUACAAGGUUGACUCAGGUAGCAUAAAUUAUUAGUAAUGAAUGUAUGAUAUUUAUCAUUUCAUUGACAUAAAAAUAGCAUUAUUUGGAGAAGUUCAGAGUAUGAUGAUAGAAUAAUACAAUAUAUGUGAAAUUAGAACACAUGAUAUGGUGGUAAUCAUGAAAUAUAACAGUUAGCAAAUAACAUGUACUGUAUGUAUAUUCUCUCUCUCUCCAUCCAUCUCUUUCUCCCACCCUUAAGUUGUUCCUUUUUUAAGAAUUAGUGUAAGAUGUUAUUUGAAAGUAUUGCAGUGAGGUAUGUUCCUCUUUGAUGAUUUGUGUCCUGUUCUCUUUUUUUUAUAGAUUUUCCUAAAUUUGUAUCUUUUACUGAAAUAUGCUCAUUAUUUUUUUUUUUUUUGUUUUUUUUAAAUAAUAAUAAUAAUAAUGGAUGUAACAGAUUGCGAUGUUAUGAUAACACAAACAAGCACAGAAGCCGAUGCAUAGCAGUACAUGCACAUACACACACAUGCACGUACACACACACACACACAUGUAAACAAACACACACACACACACACACACACACACACACACACACACACACACACACACACACACACACACACACACACACACACACACACACACACACACACCAAGGUAAAGAGUGUACAUGCAAAAUGUUGUAACAAAUUUUCACGGUAUAUCCUCAAGGGAAACUAUGAGAAAUUAGGAAAUAUUGUUCUGAGGAUUUAGAGGAAAGGAUUCAAAAUAAGGAGGUUACCACAUUACUUGCAGUGUAUUUUAAACUUGAACAUUGAUUAAAAUAGUCUUACCCCAGUAAAGAUAUUUUGCUCAACAAAUUUAUAGAUUCAAAAAUUUUGUGCUGUACAGAGUGUGAAGAUUGUGGUAAGGCAGCCCUUAAUUAGAUGAUCAGUGGAGUAUGUGCAGAGUUUAGGAAAUACAUGAUUUAUAAGCAGUAAACAUCAUAGAAUCAAAUUACAGUCAUCAAAGAGCUAAGUGUGCACAUCUUAUGCUUAUUCAGUUAAAAGCUUGUCUGCUAAACUUGAUAUUUCAGGGAAAGAACAUUUAGCUGAGGAUGUUUCUGAAUUAUUUCAUAUUUUUGUACUCUUUGUAAUUACAAAAUUUAUAUGGCUUCUUUGUCAUGUAGAAAGCAAAAGAAAUUAGGAAGGUAAGAUACUAGAGACACAGAGAUUAAGAAAAAAAUAUGACAUUCAGACAUAUGGCUAACACUGCUGAUGUAAAUAUUUCGGGAUAAUCAAUUUUGAAAUAGAAGAUUUAGAUGCGUGUUUGAUAAAGUUGGAAAUUUUAAGAAAUGACUGAUUUACAAAAUGUUAUGGCUUCACACUUCUAAAGUUUGCUCAGUGUGAGAGUAAAAUUUAACUAAUCCUGCAGCUGGUUGUAGUCUAUUACUCCAGAUCCCAAACUGGUUCUGGGAGUCUCACAGCCUUCCUUUCCUCAAAAUCUCCAUGUCUCCACCUAGUAGGCCUGUGCUAAACUGGCCAUUACUUGGUGUGCUCUAGCUGGUGUUAUAGACUUCAAGAAUAGAACUCUUAAGGUUCUUACACUGGUUGUGGCAUUUCUGUUUUCAUGGGUUUUUGGGGGCUUUUCACACAAACUUGUUGAUUAUUAAAUUUUUUUAGAAAUAGGACCAUUUUAAUGAAACCAACUAUAAGUGAAUUCAAUUAAAUUAUUUGAAAAUCAAGAUAGCUGGAGUAUCUGUGAUUUGUAGAGUAGUAGAGCCUUUAAGAAGAUGACAGUUACAAAGAAAACAAAGGUACUAGAUUGAUUGUCACCAAAAAAAAUAUUUGUUUACUCAUGAUGUUUUCUUAAGUACACCUUUGCUUACAGAAAUCUGUUGUUAUAUGAUUUACAUUACAUUUAUAUUGUACAAAAAAAAUAAUUUUGGAAAUGUCAGGCAAAUCAUAAAUACAUGGACAUUUUCCCAUACUGGCAGCUUUGUUAUAUAUAAAAUGUGCAGUCUUUACAUAAGCCAAAACAGUUGUUUAAGGCCAGUGCACAAUAUAGUCUUAGCAUAGCAUGAAGUUGCCAUAUUAUAUAUAUCAUGAGUGUUGGACACACAAUAAGAAAUACUGGCAUUUACCUUUAGAUUGACAGAUUUAUGAUAUGUAACUAGAUUUUACUCUAAAGAUGAACUAUUUGAUGUCUGGCACUAUGUCAGUAAAAGGCAAAUUAGGAUUCCUUUAAUACAAUUGUAAAGAGAGCCUUACAUAGACUUUGUAGACCUAAAAGCACAGAGCUGGUAAUAGAGCAGUAGGUCGUAUUAGAUGCACCCUGAAACACAUUUUUAAAGUGGUCAAGAAUUCUGAAAGUUUGUCAUUCAUAACAAUGCUUUUAGCUAAUCGUAUUUUGAAAUUAGAGUAAAGCAUGUUGUUCAUGACAAGUGAUCAUAAUUGUUGAUCUCAAAUUUUCUACAGAGAUAAGUACACGACUGAUUAUGUAUUUUUCUUUUCUUUUCUUUUCUUUUCUUUUUGAAAGUUUGAUGUACAUGAUUGUUGUAUGAUUGUUGUUCAUUCAGUAUUCUCUAUUUUUCUCUUACUAAUUAUUGAAUUAGAGUAGGUUAUUAAUAGAAUCAUUUUCAUCAUAUGAUUUUAUUUUAGAAAUUUACACAAGUAGAUAAACAAGUAGUUUUUCUUAGAUUUUUUCCAGUAGAUGCUUCAGCAAAUUCUUUAUUUCAUAUAUCACUGUAUACCCACCAAAGUAGUUGGAAGGAGGAAUCUUUGUUAUACUCUAACAGUAUUUGGAAUGAAUGUAGAUCUUGGGCAGCAAUGCAGUCUAAAAGCUUGCCUCAAAAACGUGCUAUUUCCAUUUAAAUAUUUAAGAUAUUUAUAUUGUACUAGAUGAAUAUUUAAUGGAAAUUUGUUUCACACACAUAAAGCAUAUUUAUAUACAUGCUCAUGUAAAUAUAUUGUUAUCAUGUUGUUCAGAAUAACAUUGUGCUCAAGUGCAUAAAGAAAGGGUUUAGCAUUAUUUGUGGACAGAUGUUUAAUGUGUUUGUAUAUUGUAAGGGAGGCACUUCUUACUUGCAAUGUGAGAGCAUGUAAACAGAACAACAGAAUGAUCACUGUAAAGUUAUAUUUACAAUGCAAAUUGUAUUUUCUUCAAAGUUUAUUUUCUUUAUAGGAAAAUGAAUAAAAUGUAUACAUUUAGAAUGCAGGAUUCUUGAAACAGAUUCAGUGUGAUAUUGUUUUUUGGAAACACCCAUUUUAGUCUGCCAUCUGGAAUCUUCUGUGUGAUAUGUUAGCAUUGUAUAUUCCUGGUUUAUUACAGUGAUGUAUUGUUAAUAAUGUGGUUAGCUCAUUUUCUUGUAUCAUGGAAAGUAAAAUAUUCAAUAUGUUAUUUUACUCAGACUUGUUUGAACUGUAUGUUACUAUAGGAUAUACAUUAUAUCCUUUCUGAUAUGCAGAAUGAUUCAUAACAUUAGCUUCCCAGAACACCAGGGUAUGUGAAAUCAGUUUUAGAAGUGCAGUGCACAUUCCAGAGAUAGUGUUUGAGAUUUGUUUGAUGUGAGGCAACAUUUAGUGUGUGUGUAGUGUAUAGAAUGUAUACAUAUAAUACACAGAAGUACAGUAACAAUACUUUCAGUCAACGUGAGAAGGCAAAAAAUAUAUAUUUACAUAUCUGUAUAUCAUAUAAUGUAUUGAAUGAAGCAUUAAUUGUAUUAGACUAUCAUUGGGUGAUGCUGUUUUAUUUUAUCUUGUAAAAUGCGAAUGACUGUAUUGUAAAAGGAUAUAUUGUUUUUGUUUAUCAUGAUGUUCAUGGAAUGAUUACAUCAUUGAGUAUAGAUCAAUUUGAUUCAACUGUCUUGAAUAUGUAUUCACAAUGCAAAUUUUAAUGACCUCAGCUUAAAAACUUGCAGCUAUUAAUGUAACUUCAUAACUCAUUAAUCUUGGUAUUUUUCUCAGUGAUGCUGAUCAUAUAAGCCUCUUAUGGUUCUUUUGAUAUGGGAAUUUGGAAACAUAUUUAAGAUAUACAAGUAGAGAAGACCAGUGUCACAUUCCAUUUAUAUAUUUGUGCUAACAUGUCAGUUAUCAUUUCUCAAGAAGUGCUUUAAAUACACAAUUGCAAUAAGGUA